This is a messenger RNA of Paramacrobiotus metropolitanus, 947 nucleotides long. RefSeq names its product histone H1A-like. Lineage: Eukaryota; Metazoa; Tardigrada; Eutardigrada; Parachela; Macrobiotidae. The coding region runs from base 172 to 621 and encodes 149 amino acids. The transcript is spliced from 2 exons. The record is from RefSeq and is a predicted model, not a curated record.
GAUCACAAAGUGGGCGCAGCCGUGGAAAAAUCCCUGUUUUAAAUUCUACGUACUUACUUUUUUACUACCAGGCUGAAACCGUCACUGCAGUUUGCGUUGACGCUUUGUGGUAUUACAUUCUAAAUUUGAAGUGUCGUAGUUCGUCCGCGUACAGCGUCAAAGUUCGCCAUAAUGGCCGAUAAAGGAAAGACCCCGGAGGACAAGACCAAGUUGGAUCCCGCUACGGCUGCGAAACCGGGAGAUCCAGCGGCAGCCAAAUCGGCGGAGACGGCGGGCGGGGCGCCGGUUAAGCCGACCCUCAGCGUCAAUCCACCGGACGCAAAACCCAAACAGACCCUGUCCACGCAGGGCAAAGAUCCAGCGGCGAAGCCCACCCUCAGUGUACCGCCUAAGGAUCCGGCCGCUGCUAAAUCCAACGAGAACGCCCCCGGCCAGAAACCCAGCCUUAACCCGCCUCCUAAGGCCGACGACAAAAAACCAGCGGACGCUGCGGCAAAAGACGCCCCUAAAGACGCUCCUAAACCUGCCCCGAAGGACGAGAAGAAGGAGGAAGGAGAAAAGAAGGAGAAAAAAGAAAAAGACGAAGGAGAAAAGAAGGAGAGAAAAGAAAAAAAGAAGUAGUGCCAUUCUCCUGAUGCACAGUAUCUGUAAUAGAGUGUCAUAUUGCAGUACAUACAUACCCUGUCGUGAUCUGUAGUCUAGUUUACCAAAAUAACUUAAUAACAAUAAAUGUAUGUUAACAUACAUAUUAUUGUUAUUAACUUAUUUUGGUAAACUAGACUACAGAUCACGACAACAACAAUAAUUACUAUGUUAAUAACAAUAAUUCUGUUAAUAACGUUAAUAAAAUUAAUUGUUAACUGUUAACAACAAUAAUUAAUAUGUUAAUAACAAUAAUUCUACACUAUUCAAACAUCUAUGAAGAGACUGAAGCUAGUCAUGCGAAA